Patella vulgata (common limpet) is the source of this 7472-nucleotide messenger RNA. RefSeq names its product sphingosine-1-phosphate phosphatase 1. Gene Ontology annotation, cellular component: endoplasmic reticulum membrane. The coding region runs from base 181 to 1608 and encodes 475 amino acids. Gene Ontology annotation, biological process: sphingosine metabolic process; phospholipid dephosphorylation. Gene Ontology annotation, molecular function: sphingosine-1-phosphate phosphatase activity. NCBI's taxonomy places the organism in Eukaryota, Metazoa, Mollusca, Gastropoda, Patellidae. The record is from RefSeq and is a predicted model, not a curated record. The transcript is spliced from 3 exons.
GUGACAUGCGCUUUAACUUGGGUUGAUGUUUCAGCAACUCAGGACAACCGGUUAGGCAACAACUAUUUUCGCUAAAUAACACCCGGAAUUUUAACAACCACUUGUAGAUAUUAAACGUAGUUUCCUGACUCACACAACUCACGCGACGGCCUGCUUUCGGAAUCAAGAUUGGAAUUCAAAAUGGACUUUCUACGUAAUCUGGGCGACCCAAAACAUGUGAAGCAUUUUCAAGAAUUUUGUGGACUUAAAACGCUGACUAGAAAACGGUGUGACAACGGACACGCCCACGACGUCCGUGACAUUUCAGAUUACAAUGUGAUUUAUGCCAAUCACUGCUCAGGUAGACUAACAAGAAAUGGUAUUAAAAAUGGUUAUUCUUCUAAAUCAAAGGCGGAUACAAAUGGAUUUAUUAAAAAGGAUGAAAUAAAAGAUAUUAAUUUUAAUGGAAUAGACUCGAAUAAUAAAAAUGGAUAUCAUAAUAAUAGUAAUAGUGUCAAUAAUAAUCUACAUAUGAAUUCGAAUGGCCAUUCUUGUAAUGGUAAUUUAUUAAAAAAUGGUAUCACUGUGCUAAAUGGUGUUAAAAAUGGUAGCCCAACAGUCCACAGUAAUGGCACUAAAAAUGUUCUGCCUGAAUACAAAGUGAAAUAUGCGUUACCUUAUUACAUAGCCAUGUUUGGCUCGUUUUUAGGAGAUGAACUUUUUUACCUUACUUUUUAUCCUUUCCUGUUAUGGAACAUGGAUUCUGUUUUGGCAAGAAAAACCAUAUCUGUUUGGACAUUAGUAAUGUUUAUUGGUCAAGCCACGAAAGAUUACCUUAAAGUGCCACGUCCCCCGUCACCACCGGUCGUCCACCUUGAAACCCAUCAUCUGAGGGAAUUUUCGCUGCCUUCAACACAUGCCAUGGCUGGAACUGUCAUGCCAAUAAUGAUGGCAUAUUUGCUUUUAGAGCGAUAUGAGUUUCCAUUUUGGUUGGCCGUUGGUUGUAUUCCUGUAUGGACACUCAUUGUUUGUUUAAGUCGCUUGUAUCUUGGUGUUCAUUCCAUACUGGAUGUAAGUGUUGGUGUCAUUUAUACACUGCUUAUCAUAGCAGUAACGCUGCCAGUUGUUGAUGGUUUCGACAAUUUUCUACAGAUGCAUCCACUUUCACCCGUCAUUAUCUGGAUGAUUGGGUUGGCUAGCUGCACGGUUUGUUAUCCAGCAGAAGGUAAAGACAUAGCUAAAGGAUCUGGUGUUCGCAUCGUCGCCAUUUACAUGGGACUUUCCACAGCGAUUUGGUUGAAUUAUCAGAUGGGUGUGUCAACAUUACCCACCAAGCCCACACCAUAUCAUGUUAUGACACCAUCUUUACAAUGGCUGAUCCUGUCACUCUUAAGGUUUGUGCUUGGAACAGUUGUUUUAGCUGUUAGUAAAACAAUUUUACAAAAAUGUAGCGUCCAAUAUUUUUCAUAUUUAGCUAACCUUGACAAGCCAAAUAAACUCCAUCCAUCCGUCGAAACAGGUUAUAUUAUCGUCACUUAUUCCAUUUUAGGAAUUCUAUUACAAUUUGGAAUACCUUUCAUGUUUAAAUGUUUGGGAAUAUCCAGAAAUGCCAUUUUGGAAAUUCACUAACAAUAAUAUAUUGCCAUUAUUUUCUGUUUUGUCUAAUUAAUUGAAUAAUAAUCACAAGCAAUUUAUAGUUUUUAAUUAAAAUUUAUGAUGAAGAUUUAUUCCUAAAGCAAUUUCUAUUAUUUCAUAUCACAGCUAGCUUUAGGUUUACAUAAAUUUAUUGAGAACAAUAUCUCAUUAUCAUGCUCUAUUUUGUCUCAUGCUUUAGUCACUUUUUUUAAUGUAUUUCUUGCAUGUUUAGCCAAAAUAAAUAAUUUCUACUUGUUUUUCCACUGCAGACUUAUCUAUUCAAAUACGUGUAUUUAAGAAUAUUUUUCACCUCAUUGACUUAAUAUUAGGUCUUAAUUUAAUUUCUGUUUUUUUGGAGGUUUCACUUUGCCAUUUACCUUAAAAUUAUUGUAUAGAAAACAAAAUGAAAUACAGAUUAUUAAAGAGAUUGAUGUGGACAUGUGAUUAAUUCUUUAUCUGCUAGAAUAUUUCAGAUACAACAUAAUCAUUUAAUCAUCUUUAUAAUAUUUUAAUAAAUGUUACAAGAUUACAAGAAUAUAUUUGUCAUGCUAUCAUUAUUAAUUCAUUAAUACAUUAAACCACAUCAUUUAAUACAUUAAUUUGUCUGGAUAAUUUUAAAGAUGAUUUAUAAAUAUUCCAAUCCAGUAAUUGUCUGAAAUUAACCAAUCUGUGACAGAAUUGAUUUUAAAAAUAGAAAAUUACCUACGGUAAUUAUAAUAUAAUAAGGGGAAUACUUGUAUGACGGUAGCCAUUAAGAUUAGUUACCUUUUAUUAUGUGUACCAAGGUAGUUCAGUCCAUUCAAUAUUUAUUUUUACAUUUGAAUAUAUUAUAGAUAUUGAAACUUUAUCAUAAUGUAGCCUAUUCUAUCCUUCUUUUCUAUUAUUUAGAUCUUAUACAUCAUUCAGUUACAUAUACUGUAUAUUCUCUUUGCUAAUGUAUAGUUUGUUGUAACGCGAGACACAUGCAGGACUUUGUGAGUUUAGAUGUUAACUAGUGUAUCAAACCUUAAAUGUUGGCUCUGAUCCCAUAAAAAUGUGGGGCUGUGAUUGUCGAGCAAUAAGGACACUGGACUUCAAUGUGUGGGCAGAGAAGAACCAUGCCAUCAGAAUUUUGAAAUCUGGGCUUCACUUGUUAGGGGUGGCGUGGAAAGCGCACCUAGUCUUCCCGUGGGAUGAAAAAUUAGUCCUUCUUAUCAGUAUGAAAUUAUUAAGUAUUUGUUAUUCAACCAGGCUUGUAAACCCCAUUUAUUUUUAGAAAUUUGUUUAUAUAUAUAUGCUACUGAUAGAAAUUGAUACUAUCAUAGUAAUUAGAUUUGUUAGUUGCUCUUCCUCAACAUUUUAUAAAUCUUCACUGUGUUAAGUGCAAAAUGUAGCCUACUACAAUGUGUUCACCUGUGACGACUCAAUAGAAGAAAACGAAUUGAGGUUUACGAUCUCAAUGCUUUGAUCACAUGCCGUAACUUUUAUACCUAUGGUUAUCAGGGCAACAAUUUUGCAUGUAGAGCAACUGAUUUUUAAAUUCCAAUUGGCCAGGGAUAUCCACAACCAAUUUAUUCUGUGUGGACCUGGAUCAGUGCCCAGUGGUUGCAUCAAAAGUUUCAAUUCUUUGUCUAGGCUAUUUAUCUUGGGUGAAUACGUGUAUAUUAUUCUACUUUUAACACUUAACAGGGUUGAAGAUGGUUUAUUUGAGAAGUUUCCCAUUUUGAUUAAUAUUUAUACAUUUAUUUAUGGUAUGCAACAUGUUUAUUGCACUGAUUCAAUAUAUCAUGGUCAGAAGUUCAAUACAAAGAAAUCUGUUUCAUUAGUUUCGUUUUAAAACCAAUAAAUAGACAUAAAUCUUUCAAUCAAUCAAUUUAAUACAUAAUUAAACAUUGACAGAUUUUGAUCAUCUUUUUGAUAUAUAAUUUAUGGGGUAGUCUUAUUUUAUAAUUCAAAAUGACCUGAUUUUUAUACCUUUCAUUCUUAUAUUUUUUACCUUUGAAACUCUUACAGAUCUAUAUAUUUUAUUGAUAUUUCAUAUUUUCUUAAUAAAUUAAACUUGCAUCCUUACUUUGGCAACACCAAUACGGUCUUUAAUUCUUUGUGAUUCCUGCACAUAUUCUUUACAUCGCAUUCACAGAAGCAAUGUAUUCCAUCUAUUACAACUUUUGGGAGUUAAAGCUGCUGACACAGUCAUUUGAAGGAUUUAGAGUUCCUUUUCAAACUAGAAUACUGGGCAAGUUGAAUCUCUAAAAGGUAUAUCGAUCCAAAAAUUAACAGUUCAAUUUACAUUUUCACACAGAUUAAGUUGUGAACAAUGAGAUAUUGUCCGAAUAAUGGCAUAGUCAGAUAUCUUGCCCAGGGUUCCCAAUAAACAAUAAGAUAUGUAAUAAUUAAACAACUAUGUUACGUCCUGUAGCUGGUCCAGCAUUAGAACAAAACAUCUUGUUUUAAAAUGAGAAUAUUUCUCAUCAUAUGUUAUUGUGCCUUUAAUAUCAACUUUAGAUAUUGUAUUUUAUAUGUCGUAAAUUGUUCAAUUUUUUUUUUCAUAUUACAUUUCAUUAUUAGUAAAUAUUUAUUAAUAUGUAUAUUUUAUUACGUAUAUCUUAUUAUCCAGUGGAGGCAUUUAUGUGAAUCAUAAUAAUGUUACUCCACACCAAUUUGAUUUUCUGGGAACACCUGUCAAAAAAUUCCAUCUUAUUUAUACGGGAAAAAGUCUUAUUUAAAAACCAAAAGUACUUGAUUGUGCUGUUUAAAAGCAUUUGGUUCCAAAUAUUUAAAGGAGGUAAAUCUGUAACUCAAAAUCAUCCACAAUCUUCGACAUGACAAACAACACUUAUUGGUCAAUUUAAAUCAACAUUGAUGUUGUUAUCUUACCGUGAAAAGAUGUGCUUCUGAUAUCAAAUAUUUAAGAUAAAAUGAAAUUUGCGUGCCAGAAUGCUGUCAAGCACCAUUUGUAAUGAAGUGACUCGAUGAACGAGGCUAAACAUACCACAGGGGAGAAUACUAGACUGGAAUAAGCAGACACUAAAGACUGUCAUUCAAUUUGGACAUUACUGAUUAGAAAUUACAGUAUAAAUAGAAAGAUUGAAUGUAAAUCAAUUUAUAUGCAUUCAUAUUACAUUAUUAUAUUCGUUUCGACCCAUUUCUAGUUGCCAAAGAAUAGAGAUUUAGGUCCUUUAAGUUGUGAUAUUUUAAACAAAACAUCUUUCACGUGAUUCAAUUAUUUAUUCAUGAAAAUCCAGAGGAAAGAAAAUCAAAUUGGUGUGUACAUGUGAAUGUAGUAUUUACUAAUUUUUGUACAUCUUGAUAAAUGUACAGCUUGUUACUAUCUUUAAAUGUAAAGUAUAUUACUAUUUGUAAAUCUUAGUCAAUUUACAGCUUAUUUAGUAUUUUUACAACUGUUAGUGAGCGUAAAACAUAAUAUACUACUUAUUAGUAAAUGUUGGGGUUUUUAUUACUUAAUCUUAAUGUACAGCUUAUUACUAGCUUUACAUCUUAGUAAAUACCAAAUGUACAGCCUAUUAUUAGUACGUUUAUAACUUUAAUAAGUAAACAUACAGUUUAUAAUCAGUACCGGGUGUUUAUUAAUCAUCAGACAUGUCUUUGAUUGAUUUGAUAUAAUAUAGAGACCACAUUUAUUGUAUUGCAUGUACACUAUGUCAUAUAAUACCUUCUCUCCACAGUAUUGGGCCAGAGAAGUUAUGAUCUUUGAUGACUUAUUUUACAGAUUUGUGAUGUCUGUUUAAAGGGGUUAGGUUAAAGUGACGAAUUGAGUUGAUGUGAAUGGACAACAUACAUGUAUGUCCGAAUAUAUUUUCAUAUUGAAAUAUUAAGCGGUAAUCAGUUUAAACUGGCAGUCUUUGUUUUUUGCCCAAAUCGACCUGGAAAAGUAGCCCUUUAUAUAUUAAAUGGUUAAUUAAGUUUUUUAGACAUGAUCAUAUUUACUUAUGAUUAACUUUAGUUAUGUGAUAUGAUGCCAUUUAAGCAGUCAAUUGAAUGUGGACUUUGUUUACUUUAUUAAAACAUAAACCACACAACAAUAUCUGUAUAAGCUAGCAUGUUAUAUAUUAAUAGCAAAUAUCAUAUUAAAAAACAGAAUUACCUCCCUUUGAAUAUCUUACAUAGCUGGGACAGUGUCAACAGUGGCUACCUAUUAUUAAAAAUCCAAUACUAUCCCAUUAUCAGAUAAUAUUAUAUAGUACAAUUCUCUGUAAUAUUUUACCAUAUCAGGACUAGGAAGUGAUUACAUUGUGUGGUAUUUGAAAUAAUAUAUUUUGUAAUGUGUUGUUCACCUAUUAGCCCAUUGUGUAUAUAUAUAUAUAUAUAUGUAUCUACUUGUAAUUGAAUGUAGAAUUGUACUUCUAUCCAAUAUCGACUUGUUGUCAAUUAAUGUAUGGCGCUAAAAUUUUGUGUUUCACAGCAUUUUUUAUUAUUUAUACUAUAUUUAUACUAUUCAAACUUAAACUUAUCCACAUUCCAUAUUCGCGGUUAAUACUGGUCAUAGCAAAAUUUUUAGGAAUUAUGGAAAUGGUUUUUCUGACUUCUGUCGAAUGAUUUCCAAGAUUUAAAAAAUCUCAUGGAAAGACGAUAGGAUGGCUGUAACCGAUUCCAUAUAAAUAUAUUAUUUGUUAAGAUAACUUACAUAACGAUAGCAAUAUACAAGGGUUAUCCUUAUAAUGUGAACUCAACAGCAUAAAACAAAUUAAUGAUAGUUGUUUUUUGAUACAACUCCUCAGGAUUUAAAAUUGGUGUCACUAUGCAUGUUAUAUGUAUGUUGGCUUGAGAAAGGAUCCCUUUAGAAAUCCUCCAAAAUAAGGGUUGGAUAUUUAAUUAAAAAUUUAAUAGGAAAUAACCCAAGGAAUGUUUAAAUUCGGUUGUGUGCAUAAUGGGUAAGUUAUGUUUGAAAUUAACAAAAAUGGGUUUUUCAUGAUGUUGUUUUUCUAUAACGACGGACAUAAACCUAAAAAGUGGGUACGACUGCACAGAUUUUGAUAUCUCCAAGUCAAACCUUAGUUGUCUUGAACACUGGUCUGAAGUUUAAUCUUAAGUCGUCAUUGUCUCAGAUCCUAAUUUUAAUGAGGUCAAGAAAAUCCGCUGAAAUAGAAUAAGAUUAAUUACAUGGUGUUAUUGGGAGAGUUUGUAGAUUUUUUGGGUUAAGAUAAACUAAAACUUUUUAAGAGAGCAGCCUUUUCAUUGGCUAACAGCUAAACUUUGUACUAGGAUUUUAACUCUAAACCAAUGAAAUGACCACAUCCUUAAAUUAUGAUCCCUGUAUUCUAAAACCCAUUUCAAAAAGAUAGGAUGAUACAUUGACUGGAUGUUAAAGAUAACACAUGACUUGAUGUUCAAGACAACUACUAUGUAAAUUAAUACAUUAUGUUUAUAUGCCCUAUUCUUACUACUCAAUAUAUGUUAUAUAUUAUUAUGAUGUUAUAAUUGUUAAUAUUAUAUAUAUUUGUGCCUUCUUUAUAUUUCUAUCUUCUUUAUAUUUCUAUCCUAUACCAGUAGUUUCCUUUUGUAAUUCCCACAUCAUUUGUUGUAAUUUUAAUAUUAUAAUGUCAAGAACAUUGUAAAGACAACUUUGUAAAGUGGAUAAACUUGAUAAACAAAGUUUAUUUGUAAUGUCAACAACAAUUUAUAAGUUCAGUAAUUUUGUAGUCAACAAUAUUGUAAAGCUGAUGAAUUAAAUUAGUACUUUGCAAAGUCAAAAAUAAAAUAACUGUCUACGUGAACAUCAUUGGAAGCUAUAACUAUGGAAUUGUGAUUAAAAUAUUGUGCAAUUAUUUGUAAAUCAGAUAUUUCAGUUUUAAUGAUGUUGUAAAUGAAACAAUAUUGUAAAUUAAAGACGGUUGUAAUAAAAUGUAGUUUGCAGUUUU